CGAACACCGGCAGAAUAACAACAAUACCGAUAUUAGCACGCUAGCUAUUGCUAACACGUUGGCUGUUCGGCCAAAAACGUAUUAAAUCCAUAAAUCCGUUUAGUGGGCUGAUAGCAGUCGAUGGAGCGUGUGCACGACAAGCACCUCAAGCGAAACAAGGCGCCGUCACCAACCAAGAGGAAGGAGGACGACAAGGGUAAACAGCGAGGCAAGGAGAAGUCGGGAGCCACGAAAGAAGGGGCAGACAAAGACCGCGGACGUGAGAAGAACCGCACACGCCGCAGUGCUUCCAGUGGGAGCAGCAGGUCCAGCUCCAGCUCCAGCAGCAGCUCGGGCUCCAGCUCCGGCUCCUCAAGCGGCUCCAGCUCCUCCGCCUCCAGCCACUCGGGCUCGUCCAGCUCUCGCUCCUCAUCCUCCUCAUCAUCAUCCACCUCGCCGAGCCCCAGCCGUCAGCGCCACAACAACAGACGACGCUCACGCUCAAAGUCGAAAUCAGCAAAGAAGGACGACAGGGAUCGACGACGUAGAAGCCCCACACCCAAACCCACCAAGGUCUACCUGGGCCGGCUGACAAGAAACGUCAUCAAGGAUCACAUCCAGGAGAUUUUCUCCACCUAUGGCAAGAUCAAGAUGAUUGACAUGCCCGUGAACCGCAUCCACCCUCACCUGUCUAAAGGUUAUGCGUACGUGGAGUACGAGACGCCCGACGAGGCAGAGAAGGCCCUGAAACACAUGGACGGAGGUCAGAUCGACGGUCAGGAGAUCACCGUCACAGCCGUGCUGACUCCCACGGUGCGCCCCCCACCUCGCAGGCUGUCCCCUCCCCGCAGGAUGCCUCCUCCGCCCCCAAUGUGGCGUCGCACUCCGCCUCGAAUGAGGAGAAGGUCCCGGUCUCCACGGCGACGCUCUCCGGUUAGGCGCAGGUCUCGGUCCCCCGGCCGCCGGCGUCACCGCUCGCGCUCCAGCUCCAACUCCUCGCGCUAAUGAUUUGCAAUUUCCUCCUCUUCCCAUCUGGAUCUGUUCCUCCUACUCUGUCCUUUUGAUCAGUGAUGAGAGCGUGGACAUUAGAAUUCUGUAAUGUGUCACUUGGUAGAAAGUUUGAGCCAGUGUUUAAGAUAGUGCACUGCAAUACAAGAGAAGAAGAAAGCACUAUAUGAUAGGAUUUCUUUUAGGAGCUUUAAAGCUAACUGGUAAGUACAGUCAAAUAAUUUGUCAGUGGUGGUGGAGAUAUUGAUUUACAAUAAUUUUAAAAAAUUAUAUAUGGAUUUUAUCUAAAUAGACACAGAAAAUACAGAUGAUGGAUGGAUCGAAACACUUGGAUGUUUUAAAAAUUCUCUACCAACACAUGCUGAAUUCUUGUUAGGACGUUGCAAAUCAUAUGCCAGGACUACAUGAUUGAUUCUUGUGUCUGUGCUCUCAUCACUGAACCAGUAAACUGACUAAUGAUUUAAUGAUACCGUGCACUUCCCUGAAAUCCUGCUGCUGAAGUUGCCAUUUUGAAACUUCUCAUACUAUUGUUGAAUCAGCAGAAUCUGUGACAGUAAAUCAUGAUUACAGAGGCAGCUACACAUAAAACACGAGUUUCCAAUA
Messenger RNA from Scophthalmus maximus (turbot), 1590 nucleotides. Its product is annotated as RNA-binding protein with serine-rich domain 1-like. Bases 121 to 984 code for a protein of 287 amino acids. Lineage: Eukaryota; Metazoa; Chordata; Actinopteri; Pleuronectiformes; Scophthalmidae. Gene Ontology annotation, biological process: mRNA splicing, via spliceosome. Gene Ontology annotation, molecular function: RNA binding. Gene Ontology annotation, cellular component: ASAP complex; cytoplasm; nucleoplasm. The record is from RefSeq and is a predicted model, not a curated record. The transcript has 7 exons.